AUGCAUAAAGACUACGAAGACUAUAAUACGAGGACGCAUAAAGACUACGAAGACUAUAAUACGAGGAUGCAUAAAGACUACGAAGAUGAUACUACGAGGACGCAUAAAGACUACGAAGACUAUAAUACGAGGACGCAUAAAGACUACGAAGACUAUAAUACGAGGACGCAUAAAGACUACGAAGACUAUAAUACGAGGACGCAUAAAGACUACGAAGACUAUAAUACGAGGACGCAUAAAGACUACGAAGACUAUAAUACGAGGACGCAUAAAGACUACGAAGACUAUAAUACGAGGACGCAUAAAGACUACGAAGACUAUAAUACGAGGACGCAUAAAGACUACGAAGACUAUAAUACGAGGACGCAUAAAGACUACGAAGACUAUAAUACGAGGACGCAUAAAGACUACGAAGACUAUAAUACGAGGACGCAUAAAGACUACGAAGACUAUAAUACGAGGACGCAUAAAGACUACGAAGACUAUAAUACGAGGACGCAUAAAGACUACGAAGACUAUAAUACGAGGACGCAUAAAGACUACGAAGACUAUAAUACGAGGACGCAUAAAGACUACGAAGACUAUAAUACGAGGACGCAUAAAGACUACGAAGACUAUAAUACGAGGACGCAUAAAGACUACGAAGACUAUAAUACGAGGACGCAUAAAGACUACGAAGACUAUAAUACGAGGACGCAUAAAGACUACGAAGACUAUAAUACGAGGACGCAUAAAGACUACGAAGACUAUAAUACGAGGACGCAUAAAGACUACGAAGACUAUAAUACGAGGACGCAUAAAGACUACGAAGACUAUAAUACGAGGACGCAUAAAGACUACGAAGACUAUAAUACGAGGACGCAUAAAGACUACGAAGACUAUAAUACGAGGACGCAUAAAGACUACGAAGACUAUAAUACGAGGACGCAUAAAGACUACGAAGACUAUAAUACGAGGACGCAUAAAGACUACGAAGACUAUAAUACGAGGACGCAUAAAGACUACGAAGACUAUAAUACGAGGACGCAUAAAGACUACGAAGACUAUAAUACGAGGACGCAUAAAGACUACGAAGACUAUAAUACGAGGACGCAUAAAGACUACGAAGACUAUAAUACGAGGACGCAUAAAGACUACGAAGACUAUAAUACGAGGACGCAUAAAGACUACGAAGACUAUAAUACGAGGACGCAUAAAGACUACGAAGACUAUAAUACGAGGACGCAUAAAGACUACGAAGACUAUAAUACGAGGACGCAUAAAGACUACGAAGACUAUAAUACGAGGACGCAUAAAGACUACGAAGACUAUAAUACGAGGACGCAUAAAGACUACGAAGACUAUAAUACGAGGACGCAUAAAGACUACGAAGACUAUAAUACGAGGACGCAUAAAGACUACGAAGACUAUAAUACGAGGACGCAUAAAGACUACGAAGACUAUAAUACGAGGACGCAUAAAGACUACGAAGACUAUAAUACGAGGACGCAUAAAGACUACGAAGACUAUAAUACGAGGACGCAUAAAGACUACGAAGACUAUAAUACGAGGACGCAUAAAGACUACGAAGACUAUAAUACGAGGACGCAUAAAGACUACGAAGACUAUAAUACGAGGACGCAUAAAGACUACGAAGACUAUAAUACGAGGACGCAUAAAGACUACGAAGACUAUAAUACGAGGACGCAUAAAGACUACGAAGACUAUAAUACGAGGACGCAUAAAGACUACGAAGACUAUAAUACGAGGACGCAUAAAGACUACGAAGACUAUAAUACGAGGACGCAUAAAGACUACGAAGACUAUAAUACGAGGACGCAUAAAGACUACGAAGACUAUAAUACGAGGACGCAUAAAGACUACGAAGACUAUAAUACGAGGACGCAUAAAGACUACGAAGACUAUAAUACGAGGACGCAUAAAGACUACGAAGACUAUAAUACGAGGACGCAUAAAGACUACGAAGACUAUAAUACGAGGACGCAUAAAGACUACGAAGACUAUAAUACGAGGACGCAUAAAGACUACGAAGACUAUAAUACGAGGACGCAUAAAGACUACGAAGACUAUAAUACGAGGACGCAUAAAGACUACGAAGACUAUAAUACGAGGACGCAUAAAGACUACGAAGACUAUAAUACGAGGACGCAUAAAGACUACGAAGACUAUAAUACGAGGACGCAUAAAGACUACGAAGACUAUAAUACGAGGACGCAUAAAGACUACGAAGACUAUAAUACGAGGACGCAUAAAGACUACGAAGACUUUAAUACGAGGACGCAUUAA
Molecule: messenger RNA, 2286 nt
Organism: Mizuhopecten yessoensis (Yesso scallop)
Lineage: Eukaryota; Metazoa; Mollusca; Bivalvia; Pectinida; Pectinidae
Exons: 1
Coding region: 1-2286 (761 amino acids)
Source: RefSeq, a predicted model, not a curated record